AUGAGCAACUCUCUGCGUGCCCUACAGGCAAGAGUAGAGGCAACGGAGAGUAGGGACACCCGGAGAGCCCUGACCGCGUACGAGGAUCAUCCGGGUCCCUUCACCCAACAAGUAAGAGGUGCCAUUCGGGCGAAUAUAUCAAAGCCAUUGAAGAUCGACUAUACGGGAGUCGGAGAACCAUACCAACACCUACAGGCCUUUCGAUUGCAAACAAGCGUCAAGGGGUAUACGGAUGAAGUGUGUUGCAAUAUGUUCCAGGAGACCUUGUCAGGGGAGGCUUUGAGUUGGUUCUACGAACUACCGCCCGGUUCUGUAGGGAACUUCAGGGAACUAGCUGACAAGUUUGUAGCUCGAUUCAUCUUGCGUACCGAUGGGAUACACACCCCAAAGGGCCUGCUGAAAGUCCAGCAAGGGGAGAAUGAAACUUUGAAGUCUUUUGUUAAUCGAUGGCAGGCGGCUACCGCUAAGUGCCGGGAUCUUAAUAAGGAACUGGCGGAGCUGGCUUUCAGGAGGGGCUUAAGGCGUGGGGAAUUUCUCUAUGAGAUUAAUCAUAACCUUCUGGCUAACUACGACGAGCUGAUGGCUACGGCCAUCAGACACACCCAGGUUGAAUUCGAAAAGUAUGGGGACACCCCCAGACCAGAGCUAAGGGUUUCCACCCCGGCCCCGGUGGUCAGGGAUGAACCACGAAAGAGGGAAUGGGCCCAUAGUCAAGACCGGUCAUCCCAUUCCUCGAGCAAAAGAAGAAAAGAGUCCUCGUCUAGGUCCAACAGUUACGGAACCACCCAGCCACACCAGGAGCAGAGGGCACAGCAAGCCCCGCGAACACCACCACCACCCCAGUAUGAGGUGUUCACUAUCCUCAACGCUUCAUAUGAGACUAUUUGGAACGAGAACAAGGAUGAGAUACCUGGACCACCACUGCGAAAGUUCCCAAAGAGUAAACUUACCCAAUAG
This is a messenger RNA of Rosa chinensis, 957 nucleotides long. RefSeq lists its product as uncharacterized. Lineage: Eukaryota; Viridiplantae; Streptophyta; Magnoliopsida; Rosales; Rosaceae. The record is from RefSeq and is a predicted model, not a curated record. The coding region runs from base 1 to 957 and encodes 318 amino acids. The transcript has a single exon.